This is a messenger RNA of Pelagomonas calceolata, 738 nucleotides long. Lineage: Eukaryota; Pelagophyceae; Pelagomonadales; Pelagomonadaceae. The record is from the annotation of a GenBank genome assembly.
GGGGGAGUAGUCACUGGCACGGUAAGCUCCUAAGCCUCUUUUUGUUUGUUCGUUCGUUCGUUCUUAGGCUGUUAAAAUGUUUGUUUGGAUAUAUCCCCUUGCCCCUUCUCGCCAACAGAAUUUGAAAAAAGGCACUAGUCUGAAUGAACAGUUAAACAUAGUGAUCAGGAAGGGAGACUACGGGGGCCCGGUCCGGUCCCCUGAUAUUAGGGUUCAAAUUCCCAGUUGGGCUCUUCAAGAGGCUGCGGUCACUUUUUGCGCUUCCAGACCAGGAUGGGGAGUCCGCGGUUACGUAGCAGGUAUUUCAGAACCGCUUCUUGCCGGGAACCUAGGGCUUCGGGUACUCGCGGCGUGGGGCGGAUGCGCACGCGCGGCCGGGGUACCUCAUGGGCUGCCGAAUAGAUCGCCUGACGCGGUAACUUCGCGGGCCUAACUAAAUUUCCAGAUACACGGUUACUAAAUUUCCACACACACCGCACACUGCCAGCAGCCUCUAUACACACUACGGCACGCGCCGCGCGCAAAAAACGCUGCCUAAAUUGGCGCUCCUGGGCCACAGCACCAGAACCGCCAAAUUUGAAACACAAACUUCGGCACGCGACCACCGGGCAGCACGGGCGAGGUGCUCAAAUCAAUUCUACCUAUAAUGAAAAAGGGACUGCCAAGGACCCGGCGUUCGACGCCAUGUCACUGAUUUCAAUAUCGAGGCGGUGCCUGGUGUUCCUCGGCCGUAGUACA